This is a messenger RNA of Rosa rugosa (rugosa rose), 2873 nucleotides long. RefSeq names its product mitogen-activated protein kinase 20. Gene Ontology annotation, cellular component: cytoplasm; nucleus. Gene Ontology annotation, molecular function: MAP kinase activity; ATP binding. Gene Ontology annotation, biological process: protein phosphorylation; intracellular signal transduction. The record is from RefSeq and is a predicted model, not a curated record. The coding region runs from base 529 to 2385 and encodes 618 amino acids. The transcript is spliced from 10 exons. Lineage: Eukaryota; Viridiplantae; Streptophyta; Magnoliopsida; Rosales; Rosaceae.
UUUAGCUUUCCUCUCCCUAGAUUUAUUCCGCUCUAUAGUCUGUCGGUGUAAAAAUCAGAUCUUGCAGCGUACAUACAAACUCGGUUGCUUCUUCUUCUUCUUCUUCUUGUGGUUCUUGGGAAACCCAAGUCAAGUUGGGAAGAGGGUGUGGUUUAAGUUGUGGGUUUCGGGUCUGUGUUGCGAAAUGUUUAAGCUUUAUGCGCUGGAUGCUAAUUUAUGGUGGUAGUUGGUGGGUGGUCUAAUUAUUGUUCAGUGAUUGGGAUUUUGGGGUUGGAGUUGGAAUUGGAGGUCUUCAAGUGCAUGAGGGAUUUGGUUUUCUGGGUUCUAUGCUGCUGGGUCAGGGAUUUGGGUUUGAGAAUAAGGUGGGAUUCUGGGCUUUUGAUCAGGAGCAGAGGUAGGUGGGGCAAAUGUGGCUGAGUGUUUGUGACGAGUGACUACUGGGUUUGGUUUUGCUGUGCUUGAUCUCAACUGGGUGAGACGUUUUUGGCUCAGUUUUUCGAGAUUUUGAGCUCUGGUUUUGGCACAAUAAUGCAGCAGGAUCACAGCAAGAAGAAUUCAACAGAGAUGGAGUUCUUCUCUGAUUAUGGUGAUGCCAAUCGAUACAAAAUUCAGGAAGUUAUUGGAAAAGGAAGCUAUGGUGUUGUUUGCUCAGCAAUAGACACUCAUACACAUGAAAAAGUGGCAAUAAAAAAAAUACAUGAUAUAUUUGAACAUAUAUCUGAUGCUGCUCGUAUUCUUCGCGAAAUAAAGCUUCUCAGGCUUCUACGACAUCCUGACAUUGUGGAAAUUAAACACAUUAUGCUGCCACCUUCUAGAAGAGACUUUAAAGACAUAUAUGUUGUUUUUGAGCUCAUGGAAUCAGAUCUUCAUCAAGUUAUCAAAGCUAAUGAUGAUCUGACACGAGAGCACUAUCAGUUCUUUCUUUAUCAACUGCUUCGUGCACUGAAGUAUAUUCACACUGCAAAUGUCUACCAUCGUGAUCUGAAACCAAAGAACAUAUUGGCAAAUGCAAAUUGCAAGCUAAAAAUUUGUGAUUUUGGGUUAGCGAGAGUUGCAUUCAAUGAUACACCUACAACAAUAUUUUGGACGGACUAUGUUGCAACUAGAUGGUAUAGAGCUCCAGAGCUUUGCGGAUCAUUUUUCUCUAAGUAUACACCUGCAAUUGAUAUAUGGAGUAUAGGCUGCAUCUUUGCUGAAGUAUUAACUGGAAAGCCCCUCUUUCCUGGAAAGAAUGUUGUUCACCAGCUGGAUUUGAUGACUGAUCUGCUUGGAACACCCUCAUUGGAUACCAUAUCUCGGGUUCGAAACGAUAAGGCAAGGAGAUACCUAACAAGUAUGAGAAAAAAGCAACCUGUGUCGUUUGCACAGAAAUUUCCAAAUGCUGAUCCUUUAGCACUACGACUUUUGCAAAGAUUGCUUGCCUUCGAUCCUAAGGACCGACCAACUGCCGAAGAGGCACUGGCUGAUCCUUAUUUUAAGGGACUCUCAAAAAUAGAGAGGGAGCCUUCAUGCCAGCCAAUUACGAAGAUGGAGUUUGAAUUUGAGAGGCGAAGGGUCACAAAGGAGGAUAUACGGGAGCUAAUUUUUCGGGAAAUAUUGGAGUACCAUCCUCAAUUGCUUAAAGACUACAUAAAUGGAACCGAAAGGACUAAUUUUCUCUAUCCAAGUGCUGUUGAUCAAUUCCGGAAGCAGUUUGCACAUCUUGAGGAAAAUAGUGGUAAAAGUGCCCCAGUUAUUCCACUUGAACGAAAGCAUGCAUCUCUUCCUAGGUCUACAAUUGUACAUUCAAAUACGGUUCCCCCUAAGGAACAACAAAAUUAUGCAUACUUGAAAGAUCAGAAACACGCUGAGGAAGCAUACAAGAAUUCAAGGGAUACAGAAGGAAUACAUGUAAAUCUAUCACGAACCAUGCAAGCACCACAAAGAAUUCCCUUAGCUAAACCCGGUAGAGUUGUUGGGCCUGUUGUACCAUAUGAGAAUGGAAAUAUCGUCAAAGAUGCUUAUGACCGAAGGACGCUUAUUAGAAGUACAGUACUGCCCCCUCAGGCUGUUCCUCCAUCUUAUUGUUAUCGGAAACCCAGUGGUGGAAGUCAAGAAAGGUCUGCAGUGGAAGUGAAUAGAGACUUUUCCUCGCAAUCCAAGCAAGCUGCACAGUGUGGCAUGGCAACAAAAGUAGCACCGGAUGUAGCAAUCAACAUUGACACAAACCCAUUUUUUAUGACACGGGUGGGAGUCAACAAGGUGGAACAUGAUGACCGAAUUGCUAUUGACACAAACUUCUUGCAGUCAAAGGUUCCAUAUGGUGGGAUUGGUUCUGCUGCUGCCACUGCAGCUGCCCACCGCAAGGUUGGAACUGUUCAGUUUGGCAUGUCAAGGAUGUACUAGGGAAGCAUUUAGACACAGUUGGGUGAUCAAUCGUAGAAAUGUUUCCCUAAUGAAGCAGUAGUUCAUGCAGAGGAAGAAGAUGGAGCCAGUCGUGUAGGAAACGGGAUGGAUAAGCACUCGAAGGGAGAGGUCGAAAGCAGGUGAUGGAGUGCUUUACUUUAAAAGAGCCGGCUUUCUUUUGUUGUGUUGGAUACAAGUACAUUUAUGUUGCGACAAGAGACUAUGUCAGUGAAAUUAUACAUUCAAAUUCAAAAAUGAAACACUCUGCCCGUACGUGAAAUAUAACUACGUGCAAAACUGUACCUCAGUCUGCAACAAUGUCAUAAAAGUGGGCUCUAUAUCCAUGAGGCUUAUCAUUGUGUAGAACGAGGUGUAUUGAAGGAAAAAGAGCUUAAAUCCCACUCCUGUUGUCCUGUGAAGGAAGUAAAUGGAUCAGUUAUGAGGAGUUAAUUUUUGUGGGGAUCAGAAAUGAUAUGUUUCUUUCAUCA